Messenger RNA from Parus major (Great Tit), 1356 nucleotides. RefSeq names its product tumor suppressor candidate 3 (gene TUSC3). The transcript has 10 exons. The coding region runs from base 210 to 1085 and encodes 291 amino acids. The record is from RefSeq and is a predicted model, not a curated record. Gene Ontology annotation, cellular component: oligosaccharyltransferase complex. NCBI's taxonomy places the organism in Eukaryota, Metazoa, Chordata, Aves, Passeriformes, Paridae.
AUGUAUCCUGUCUUCUAACUGGGAAACUUUGGUAUUUCUUUGUUAUAGCUACUGUUGUAGCAUUUGUAAGGGAAGUGGAUGUCUUAGAGUUUCAUGGGAGAAAGUGCAGUACUGAAGACCUUCACACCCAAAAAGGAAUAUGUUUUGUAGGGAAGCUGUUUCUAUUGACUCCCCAGGCUAAUCUUUUGGCUGAGAAAGUGGAACAGCUGAUGGAGUGGAGCUCAAGGCGUUCAGUCAUCCGCAUGAACGGAGAUAAAUUCCGAAGAUUUGUGAAGGCUCCACCUCGUAACUACUCUGUGAUAGUGAUGUUCACUGCUCUCCAGCCACAGCGGCAGUGCUCUGUUUGCAGGCAAGCUAAUGAGGAAUAUCAAGUGCUGGCUAAUUCAUGGCGCUAUUCAUCUGCUUUUUCAAACAAACUGUUUUUCACAAUAGUGGAUUAUGAUGAAGGGGCAGAUGUUUUUCAGCAGCUGAAUAUGAACUCUGCUCCGACUUUCAUGCAUUUUCCUCCGAAGGGUAAACCCAAGAGAGCUGACACAUUUGACCUGCAGAGAAUUGGAUUUGCAGCUGAGCAGCUAGCUAAAUGGAUAGCUGACAGAACAGAUGUUCAUAUUAGGGUGUUCAGGCCUCCUAACUAUUCUGGUACAAUUGCACUGGCUCUUCUGGUAUCUCUCGUUGGUGGUUUAUUAUACCUGCGAAGAAAUAAUCUAGAGUUCAUCUAUAACAAAACUGGCUGGGCCAUGGCAGCUCUGUGCGUUGUAUUUGCUAUGACAUCUGGUCAGAUGUGGAAUCACAUCCGUGGACCACCAUAUGCACAUAAAAAUCCUCAGAAUGGACAAGUGAGUUACAUACAUGGAAGCAGCCAGGCUCAGUUUGUGGCAGAGUCACAUAUUAUUCUUCUGCUGAAUGCUGCUAUCACCAUGGGAAUGGUACUCCUGAAUGAAGCUGCUACAUCCAAAGGAGAUGUUGGAAAAAGGAGAAUAAUAUGUCUGGUUGGCCUUGGUCUUGUGGUCUUUUUCUUCAGCUUCCUGCUGUCAAUAUUUCGCUCCAAAUACCAUGGCUACCCAUACAGCUUCUUAAUUAAAUGAAUUCAAGCGGGAUUCAUUUAGAGCUGCUUACCAUGAAGAUAAGCUAUAACUGCUAUUUUCAGCCCACCAAUGUUACAUGUAUUCAAGAAUCUUUUGUUGGUUCAUCUGUUUUUUGUGAUAAUUUAUAUAGUAUGGUGAUAGAGAAAUGAAUGCAGUUUUAUGCAAUAAAUGCGUAAUUUAUAGAAACAUAUAGUAAAUAUCUCAUUGGGAAGUGCUAAAAUGUUAUGAAUAUAGUGUGCACAAGAAUUUAAAUAAAUUUCAAUAUAAUGGG